AAAAAAAAAGACUUUUACAACUGCCUGGAAGAAAGGGGUGUGAGGGAGGAGACAUUCCUGUGCAGAGCUGACCACAGGCAAGAGUAGGCAUCAGUGCAGUAUGAAUGCAUACCUCACCAAGCAACACAGCUGCAGCCGGGGGUCCGAUGGGAUGGACGCCGGCAGGAGCGCACCCACACUCAUCAGGGACGCCCACUGCGCUUGUGGCUGGCAGAGGAGCCCUCAGGGGCUCGGGUACAAUUCUCAGACUCUGCCCCCCUCGGGACCUGGAGGCCCAGCUUCACACAGGACCAGGCUGGUCACUUUGUGGGACAAUGUGCGGAAAAGCCCCCACAAGACGGGCGCCAAGGGCAAAGGGACUUGUGGGGAGCGUUGCGCCUGCCCACAUGGCUGGUUCAGCCCAGCACAGGCCAGCCCUGCUCCUAUAAUUGUCAACACAGAUACUUUGGACACGAUUCCUUAUGUCAAUGGGACAGAAAUUGAAUAUGAGUUUGAAGAAAUUACAUUGGAGAGGGGGAAUUCUGGCUUGGGAUUCAGUAUUGCUGGGGGGACAGAUAAUCCCCACAUUGGAGAUGACCCUGGCAUAUUUAUUACGAAGAUUAUACCGGGAGGUGCUGCAGCGGAGGAUGGCAGACUCAGGGUCAAUGAUUGUAUCUUGCGGGUGAACGAGGUUGAUGUGUCCGAGGUCUCCCACAGUAAAGCAGUGGAAGCUCUCAAAGAAGCAGGCUCUAUCGUUCGGCUGUAUGUGCGCAGGAGACGACCCAUUUUGGAGACCGUUGUGGAAAUCAAACUGUUCAAAGGGCCUAAAGGUUUAGGCUUCAGUAUUGCAGGAGGUGUGGGGAACCAACACAUUCCAGGAGACAACAGCAUUUAUGUAACUAAAAUUAUAGAUGGAGGAGCUGCACAAAAAGAUGGAAGGUUGCAAGUAGGAGACAGACUACUAAUGGUAAACAACUACAGUUUAGAAGAAGUAACGCAUGAAGAGGCAGUAGCAAUAUUGAAGAACACAUCCGAUGUAGUUUAUCUAAAAGUUGGCAAGCCCACCACAAUUUAUAUGACUGAUCCUUAUGGUCCACCUGAUAUUACUCACUCUUACUCUCCGCCAAUGGAAAACCAUCUACUCUCUGGCAACAAUGGCACUUUAGAAUAUAAAACCUCCCUGCCGCCCAUCUCUCCAGGAAGGUACUCACCAAUUCCAAAGCACAUGCUUGUUGAAGACGAUUAUACCAGGCCUCCGGAACCUGUGUACAGCACUGUGAACAAACUGUGUGAUAAGCCUGCUUCUCCCAGGCACUAUUCCCCCGUUGAGUGUGACAAAAGCUUCCUCCUCUCAGCUCCCUACCCCCACUACCACCUAGGCCUGCUCCCUGACUCUGAGAUGACCAGUCAUUCCCAACAUAGCACUGCAACCCGCCAGCCUUCAGUGACUCUCCAACGGGCCAUCUCCCUGGAAGGGGAGCCCCGCAAAGUGGUCCUGCACAAAGGCUCCACCGGCCUGGGCUUCAACAUCGUGGGCGGGGAAGACGGAGAAGGAAUUUUUGUAUCCUUCAUUUUGGCUGGUGGACCAGCAGACCUGAGUGGGGAGCUCCAGAGAGGAGACCAGAUCCUGUCUGUGAACGGCAUUGACCUUCGUGGAGCAUCCCAUGAACAGGCUGCUGCAGCACUAAAAGGGGCUGGACAGACGGUGACGAUUAUAGCACAAUACCAACCUGAAGAUUACGCUCGAUUUGAGGCCAAAAUCCAUGACCUACGAGAGCAGAUGAUGAACCACAGCAUGAGCUCCGGGUCCGGGUCCCUGCGAACCAAUCAGAAACGCUCCCUCUAUGUCAGAGCCAUGUUCGACUAUGACAAGAGCAAGGACAGCGGGCUGCCAAGUCAAGGACUUAGUUUUAAGUAUGGAGAUAUUCUCCACGUUAUCAACGCCUCUGACGAUGAGUGGUGGCAAGCCAGGAGAGUCACACUGGAGGGAGACAGCGAGGAGAUGGGAGUCAUCCCCAGCAAGCGGAGGGUGGAAAGAAAGGAACGUGCCCGAUUGAAGACAGUGAAGUUUAAUGCAAAACCUGGAGUGAUUGAUUCAAAAGGGUCAUUCAAUGACAAGCGUAAAAAGAGCUUCAUCUUUUCACGAAAAUUCCCAUUCUACAAGAACAAGGAGCAGAGUGAGCAGGAAACCAGUGAUCCUGAACGAGGGCAAGAAGACUUCAUUCUUUCUUAUGAGCCUGUCGCAAGGCAGGAAAUAAACUAUACUCGGCCAGUGAUUAUCCUGGGCCCCAUGAAGGAUCGGAUCAAUGAUGACUUGAUAUCUGAAUUCCCUGACAAGUUUGGCUCCUGUGUGCCUCAUACUACGAGGCCGAAGCGUGACUACGAGGUGGAUGGCAGAGACUAUCACUUUGUCAUUUCCAGAGAACAAAUGGAGAAGGAUAUCCAAGAGCACAAGUUUAUAGAAGCUGGCCAGUACAAUGACAACUUAUAUGGGACCAGUGUGCAGUCUGUGAGAUUUGUAGCAGAAAGGGGCAAACACUGUAUACUUGAUGUAUCAGGAAAUGCUAUCAAGCGGUUACAAGUUGCCCAGCUCUAUCCCAUUGCCAUCUUCAUUAAACCCAAGUCUCUGGAACCUCUGAUGGAAAUGAACAAACGUCUAACAGAGGAACAAGCCAAGAAAACUUAUGACCGUGCAAUUAAGCUAGAACAAGAAUUUGGAGAAUAUUUUACAGCUAUUGUCCAAGGUGACACCUUAGAAGAUAUCUAUAACCAAUGCAAGCUUGUUAUUGAAGAGCAGUCUGGGCCUUUCAUCUGGAUUCCCUCAAAGGAGAAGUUAUAAAUUAGCUACUGCACCUCCGACAACAACAGGAGAGCAUUUAGAAGAACAAAAUAUAUAUAACAUACUACUUGGAGGCUUUUAUGUUUUUGUUGCAUUUAUGUUUUUGCAGUCAAUGUGAAUUCUUAUGAAUGUACAACACAAACUGUGUGAAGCCAUGAAGGAAACGGAGGGGCCAAAGGGUGGGACAGAAAAGACAUUGCAGUACACAGGAAGGCUUUGGUUUGCUCAAAGUGCCAGGUGUAGGGAUGAACCUCUGACGGGCUUUGUGCCCAAGAGAUGGGCAGCCUCCUCACCCAGCAGAUGUCCAGAGCUGAUUUAGCUGCUGAGUUCUCUGUGUUUUUUGCUUUAAAGAAAAGUUGCCAGCACUUGAACUUCACCAACCUUCCCAUUACCCACAUCUGUAAUUGGUAUACUUCGAAUUUUAUAACUAUGCACAUCCUUUGAUUUCCUAACAAGCAAAAGAAAGGACAAAGGAAAAAAAAGAAAGGAAUCCCUUUGGAGACGGCAUAGUAUCAGGGAAGGAUAAGUGUGUAGUUUCUUUGCCUGGCAUCUGCAAAGACGAGCAUUUCAUAAAAUUCACAAGUGUAUGGAGGACUGACCUCACUGAGAGGAGGGGAUUCCACCUGGGAUUAGCUUUAUGAUUGUUUAUUGUCUAUUUUGCCAUUUAUAAACUGAAAGAAGGCACUAAAGAUGAGAAUAAUUUAUACAAUAAAAUAUAUUAAAUGUAUAGAAACGAAUUUCUAUAGGUUAAAAAAAGUUUUGUGAAAUAUUUUGUAAAGACGAAUUAAUUGAAAGACUAAAUGUAUGCACUAUCUGCAGAUGAUCCAAUUCAAGAACAGAAAGUUGCACUCUCCCUUUUGUUGCCAAUGAUCCAUUAAGAGCAUCUGAGUUCCUUUUGAAGCCUGACAAAGACUUCUCCCUCACUUACCUCCCAUGAUCUCCCUUCCACAUUAGUGAUAAACUCUCAUGGAGCACAUCCCUUAAUGAGUUGCCCUCAUGGAUAUUUUUGGAGGACGUUUGGUUAAUGCAUUUUUUAAGCUGAUGGCUUUCAGAGACAAACUCAUGCAAAUGUUGUAAAGGGAAGUUUUGCUUUUCUCUUGUUGAACAACCUGAGCCUGCUGUGCAAAUAGCUGAAUAACAUCGUUCCUAGUUACUUACAUAGAAUUCUUAAAGGAUUGCUUAGUAUUUUGGCCAUCAUGAAUAAUUAGGACUUUUUUAUUUUGCCUGUUUCACAAGUAACUGAGAGGAAGGUACAGAGCCAUGGAGGGAUCUGUCCCAAGAUGCACUAUUUCUUUGAGGAAGAGAGAGAAAGGAAGUAUCUGGUUGGGGGGUGAGGAGUACAGACUUUUGUUUCUAUAUACAGGACAAAGAGAUAGGAACCAUAAGGGAAGACCAUUAAUGACUUUGAGCUCAACCAAUUGAACUGCCUUUCUUGGGGGCUGUACCUGGACCAAGUUUAUUUUUUAGCAAUUAUAAUAGUGAUGAUUUAAAAAAGAAACCUCCCAAAGCCUAUAUCCCACUUUAGAGCUGAUGGUGACAUCAGCAUUGCUUGUGCCCAAGGUGUUUAGAGAGAGACUUUUCAGUGAUCUCAGUAACUACUCAACUCUGGGUUCUAUGCACGCCCAGACCAAGCCCCAUCGCCUUAUUUCUGGGGUACAUCCAGACCUGGCAGGGAUUCUGCCACACUGUGCAGCAAACCAGCAUGCAGGCUGGGAUGGGAGAGCAAGAGAUAGAGCCAUCAGCAGUGAUGGGGCUUCUUCACAGUAAGAACAUCAGAGCUCAGAAUGAGGGUCUCUUUCCAAAAGCAAGUGUUCUUCAUCUUACACUAAAGUACCACUGUCUGCCUGGCUGCAGUCAUCAAAACAAACACAGAAAUGCAAAAUCAUGCAUCUACCUACAGUCUUGAGGCUGCCUUUACCAGUGGAAGGGCUAGCAAUGCAUUUUCCCUCUGAUGAAAAUUAAAUUCCCCAAGACGUCCUUAAAAUGCUCAAAAAUGUCAAAGAUGUGUCCAUGUCUGCAAUUCGCCAGUUUCAGGUCAAGACCUACUUUCAUCAAUCUUGCUCCCUGAAGUUUUCUGCCACCAGAAUGCCAUUCCUGAUCCCAGCUCUAUUUUCAGGCCACCAUGAUAACUUCUUUGGUUUCUCAACUGAGCAUGCAACCAUUUAUUUACAGGACUGUCUUUAAUGAAUAGAUGUUUCCGCGGGUCGUGUGAUGUGCUUUCCAUUUAAUAUUGAGUAUUGCUGUGGCUGAGUACAAUCAAAUUGAACCACCAACCCUUGGUUUUGUAGUAAUAUAAUUAUUUAUUUUCCUAGUGUAGAUGCUUCUGGAUUAGAAUUGGCAUUUGCACUGAUUUUUUUAUGUAGAUUUCUAUAAAUAUAUAUAUACAUAUAUAUUUGCUUGAAGAAUCACCAAACCAAUUGGUGAGAGGGUCUUUUCCUGUAGAAUUUCCACCUCCAUUUGUUGUGUUGUCUUGCGCUUCCCAAUGUUGAGGUCUCUAUGGCUCCAACGAACUGGUGUAUUUUGCAGCAAAUCUGAUGACUUGUAUGUACGGAAAUGGCAUGAAA
This is a messenger RNA of Phacochoerus africanus (Common warthog), 5382 nucleotides long. RefSeq names its product discs large MAGUK scaffold protein 2 (gene DLG2). Gene Ontology annotation, cellular component: postsynaptic density membrane; neuromuscular junction; neuron projection. The transcript is spliced from 22 exons. Gene Ontology annotation, molecular function: kinase binding. Bases 101 to 2818 code for a protein of 905 amino acids. Lineage: Eukaryota; Metazoa; Chordata; Mammalia; Artiodactyla; Suidae. The record is from RefSeq and is a predicted model, not a curated record. Gene Ontology annotation, biological process: chemical synaptic transmission.